This is a messenger RNA of Drosophila ananassae, 4532 nucleotides long. Its product is annotated as opsin, ultraviolet-sensitive. Gene Ontology annotation, cellular component: membrane. Gene Ontology annotation, biological process: G protein-coupled receptor signaling pathway; visual perception. The record is from RefSeq and is a predicted model, not a curated record. Gene Ontology annotation, molecular function: G protein-coupled receptor activity. NCBI's taxonomy places the organism in Eukaryota, Metazoa, Arthropoda, Insecta, Diptera, Drosophilidae.
UGGACAGGUCAGAGCGGACGUAUAUAUCAGCUAUAUGAUGAUGUAGAGCUGUGAACAAAUUCAAGCCGGCAGUAAGCACAGAAUCAACCAUCAUCAGCAGCCACAUCAAUAAUCAUUAGAAUUAGACUGGUUGGCAUUUGCCCAAGAGGCAGGGGCUGGGGGUGCGGCUGGGCUAGAGCUGCGGCCUUUAUCCAUAUUUAUUUUUAAUUAAAGUGCAACUGCCGGCGAACUGCGGCUGGCUUUGCUCAAUUUGCGGCUCUGGAAAGUGGUGCACCCCGAUAUGCCAAACCAGAAACAUGUUGGCAGUUUGUCAUCGCCGUUCGAAGCCAACUAUUUUCAUUUUCCUGCUGCAGUCGACAGCAUAAAUAUUUUUAUGUGAAACAAAAAUGUAAUAUACAAAGCUUCAGAGCAGGGUAAUUUGGCCUUUAUGUGCCCCGGGAGUUGAUUAAGUUUUAAUUAAACGCUAAAUUAAACUACUAAUGAUCCCUGGAGCUGAUUCUUCGCAAAACUAUCAUCAUAAAUCCUGUUCAUUUAAAAAUUUAAAUGAAUUCCCGCAAAGCCCUCACACAUUGAACAGGUUUCCCCCAACGGGUUGUGGCUUUCCUGACACGCACACCUGAAACCUCAAUGGUCUCGAAAGGCCGUGUUUUAAUAUGUUUUAAUGGCUCGUGAAUGAAAGCCGACUGGCCGACCAAUGACUGGCCAUUUAGCAGAUACAAAGAUACAAGAUACAGAGACCACACAUCGACCGUCUUCGUCUGCCGAGUUCAAGAGCAGCCCACAAGUGGCAAUAAUGAAAUGUAAAAAGCCUUGGCAAACAUGGGCCAGGACUUGGCUUGCCAUUUAAGAGCAGAGCCCAAACACACUUUCUCUUUCGCGCAGGCUCCGCAUUUCUCUUUUCCCUGGCGAAGGAUGCCGCCGACAAGCAACAAUUUUCAUUGAUAAAAACACCAGCUGCUGGGUCCUGUGGCUCAGUCGUACGCGAGCCUUCAGACAGUCAGUGCGGUCAGCUCCGGGCUUCCAGCGGUUCACUCAUUCCGGUCAGGAUUCCAGCCCCUUGGUGCCGUUGAUUGGUUAAUUAAAAAUCGCGUAUACGCCGCGUGUCAACAAGCAACUCAUAGUCCGCGUAAGCCGUCAAAGGAACCACAAAAGCCGCUUAAAAUUUGCGAGCAUAACUUGGCCGGAUUUUCGCCCAUAAUCGAGUUGCAGUUAAGAUUAAAGUUUUGUGUCCGGUUGGCGCCACUUGGCCAAAAUGGCGCUGGCCAACUUUGAUGACAAAUUGGACGGCGAACUUUGUCCCGCUGUGCUCUUUCAAAAUAAAUAAGCUGCAGAGCUCCAUAAAGAAACAAUUGCACAAUUGAAGUUUUAAGAAAGUUACUGACCAGAAAAACAUAAAUAGUGAUUUUUAAGCUAAGCAAGAAAAACAAAAAUCAAGGACUUUCAAACAGCGUCAGAGGCCAAGAGCUAAUUGCAGCUAACCCGAUUGGCGGAGAGCAAACGGAAAAUGCUUCGUGACACCGGUAACCACUAUCCGGGACUAUCUGCGCCACCCCUGGCUUCCUGGCCGCCAGCUCCUGCACCACCGAGGACAUCACCGAGCCCUGUGGUUGCGACACGCGCCGGCCUUGCCAAAUGCGGCAUUCGAGGCGCUUCCAAGUAAACAAGCGCAGUUUCCGCGUCCACCUGCCCGGCACGUCCUGGUACGACAUUUUCGGGGACUAGCGACCACUACCGACCGGAUAUGGAGGCCAUCAUCCUGUCGACUCUGCCCUCAUUAACGACCAAUGCUUCUGGCAGCAGCAGUCACUGGCUAACAGGGGCGCUCUCCCUGCCCGAGAUUUUGGCCAACUCGAGCGGGAGUCCAAACACAUCUUCGGCGGAUACGGGCUCAGGGAUCAACUUGUCGGCUAGGGAUGCUGACAGGCAUUUCAACAUCUCCACGGAGGCCAGCAAUUACAGCUACUACCCGGGCUAUAUCCACUACCGCGACAAGUACGACCUGAGCUACAUUGCCAAGGUCAACCCUUUUUGGCUGCAGUUCGAGCCGCCACAUUCGAGCACCUUUUUGGCCAUGGCCGCCCUGUACUGCCUCAUCUCGGUGGUCGGCUGUGUGGGCAAUGCGUUCGUUAUCUUCAUGUUCGCCAACCGCAAGUCACUCCGCACUCCGGCCAACAUCCUGGUGAUGAACCUGGCCAUCUGCGACUUUCUGAUGCUCGUCAAGUGUCCGAUUGCCAUCUACAACAACAUCAAGGAGGGCCCGGCUUUGGGAGACGUUGCCUGCCGCAUCUACGGAUUCGUGGGCGGACUCAGUGGCACAUGUGCCAUCGGUACCCUCACCGCCAUCGCCCUGGACCGGUACAACGUGGUGGUGCAUCCGCUGCAGCCACUCCGGCGCUGCUCUCGCCUCCGCUCCUACCUGAUUAUCCUGCUGAUCUGGUGCUAUAGCUUCCUGUUCGCGGUGAUGCCUGCCCUGGACAUUGGACUGUCGGUGUAUGUGCCGGAGGGAUUCCUGACCACCUGCAGUUUCGACUACCUGAACAAGGAGACGCCGGCCCGCAUCUUCAUGGCUCUGUUCUUCGUGGCGGCCUACUGCUUCCCGCUGACGGCCAUCGUGUACUCCUACUUCUACAUCCUGAAGGUGGUCUUCUCGGCCGGGCGCAUCCAAUCGAACAAGGACAAGGCCAAGACGGAGCAGAAGCUGGCCUUCAUUGUGGCGGCCAUUAUCGGGCUGUGGUUCCUGGCCUGGUCCCCCUACGCCGUGGUGGCCAUGAUGGGGGUCUUCGGCCUGGAGAAGCACAUAACGCCGCUGGGCUCCAUGAUCCCGGCUCUGUUUUGCAAGACGGCCGCCUGCGUGGAUCCGUACUUGUACGCGGCCACCCAUCCGCGGUUUCGGGUCGAGGUACGGAUGCUCUUCUACGGACGCGGUAUCCUGCGUCGCGUCUCCACUACCAGAUCCUCCUACAUGACCCGCUCGCGGUCCUCCUUCACCCCCAGCGGGGAGGGGGCGGACGGCGGGACGGGACGGGAUCACCGCAUGGAGACCUACCUGAUGAACAACAACCUGAUGAUGGUGCCCGAGGAGACGGAGGAGAACGAGGAGAUUGUCGUCGUGGCCGAGAUCAACAACUCCGUAAGCAGUGCCAUCGAGCAGAGUAAGUUCUGAUGGGAGCUAUCAGUUAAUUAGGUGUAAGGAUAUAUAGUGGAUGUAUAGCUAAGAACUGGAUGUCUCCAAUAUAACUGUUUGCUUUCCUGUCUUGCUAGUUUAUAAGAAAUAGUAAGGAACAUAAAUGUAACAAAAUAUUGUUUAUCCUUUAUCUUCCUAUAAGUUAUGUAUCAUAAUAUAUUCUUAGACUGUAGAAAAUACUCAAAUGGAAAUCUUGGCUGUCUCAUAUCAUCAUCUUGGAAGCCAAAUGAGUUUUAUUGUGUUGCCUAAUUGUUAACUCGAAUUAAGCCACUGGAGAGGGGGACAAUACAAAUAGGAUAUAGAGUGAACAGCUCAGGGCUGAAGGACACUCGAAGGACUUGGGGGACAACCAAAAUAAUAAACAGAAAUGAAGCAGGGAAUUCCCUCGACAGUGAUAUAUCAUAAACACAUAAUGAGCUUACCGCAUGUUUGAAGUGAGUGAGAGACAGAGGGGGCUAGUGAGUCGGCCUAGGUCCGAGUUAGUACAAAGGAUGUGUGGAGGAGUAGCAGGAUCGAAAGGGCCAGCGAGGUAAUUCGAUAGAAAACUAAUAAAUAAUUUCAGGGAGAGUCGUGGCAGGACGAAGGAUUAGGAUUUGCAUAUUGUUUGCAUUGUAGCUUGAUAUGGGGGAAGUCCUUAGUUCGACUGUUUCGCAAUGGCAGCGCUUAGACAAAUUAAGAUCCAUUCAAUGUUCUCUGCAGGAACACAGACAACAGAAAUUAUUGUACCAAAUAUAAGAAUAAGCCAACGACUCUGACAAAGUCGAUGAGUACUUGUACCUGCGAGAUUAAUACAAGGGCGGAGCGAUCGAGUAUCGCAACUAGUUGUAAGCCAAGUACAUAACGAAUUUAUACUCUUGUUGUAGAUGCAUCGUUUUUUACUUGUACAUACGUUUAAUGUCACUCGAAUCGGGAAUAAUGGGCCGGAGAACAAUGACAGCGGCAGAUGAAUGAGUCGUGGCCAGCAUUUUAAUUACCAGAAUACAAAAUUUAAGCCAUUGUUGGGACAAACUAAUAUAGACGUAUACAUAGUACAUAUAUUUCCUUGGCAGCGCCGUGCAAGAACAAUGGCCACGGCUGUUUGUAAUUGUGCUCAAAAUAAAAUUGCACAAAAAACUGUUGUUAGAAAAAGAAGAACGAAAUACCAGAUACAAGUGGACGACUGCGAGGAAGGGAAAACCCAUUUAAUUAGCAUAUUUAAGAUGCACUUUGACAGAAUUUCUCUGUCCGCCUGCAUUGUGUGUGUUUCACUUAAGCAGCUUGUAUUCCAAUUAGUUUAACUCGGUAAUUGUUUGUGUUAUGCUAGUUUUUGUAAUGCAACCCCAGCAAUGCCAAAUAAAUGUGUGAAGUU